CUCUAUAAUAAAUCGAUAUAUUCAUAGCAUAAAUCUAAUCUUCGCAGAAUAAACACUAAAGUGACGAAACGCGCGUGUAUGAACCGUGUUCAUAAAUUAUGUAAUAUCGGAAUUAAUCUUUCGUAUACGCAUAGAUAAAAUAUCUGUCAUAAUAAAGUAUUCACAGUAUAGAUAUCGAGAUUCGUGUCGUCCGAUCCUGGAAUUGUCUCGGACGGAACACGGUGAACAUGAUCGAGGGCAAUUCGGCCGGCUCUCCGGUAGCCAUGAAAGUAGGUGACCUCCCGGCGGAGAGAUUGGAAAAUCAAUAGACCGCGACGCGGCGGGAGCUGACGAGAGUCGCGGCACGCGGGGAUCGCGCUUUUUCGAGGUUAUGUCGCGCGUAGAUUUCGACACCCGAGACCGCGACGCACCGCUGGCGGCCCGUACGUGCUAUUUUCGUUGCGGCGAAAACCGUUUGUUCUCGCUGGGCGCCGCGCGUUACGCUUUAUAAUGCAUCUGAAUGCGAGGGAGAGCCACGAGAGCGCCGUGAGAUAGUAGACAAAAAUGGGCAGAAAGAAGUCUCACGUAUCGUCCAGGGGUAAACAACCGGGUCCAUCACCGCAACAGAGGCAUAUAUCCGCGGCGAAGAGGAACGAGCUCAAUGUCCUGUGCGAAAAACUUUUUCAUCUGAGCAGCAAUCCAGCAUAUGUGACGCAAUCAUGGAACAACUACUUGGAUAUAUCAGAAGUUCUGCUGAAGGUUAAACGACUGGAAGAGAUGAAGACGGAAUCGUCUCAGCGAUCCCAAGGGAUUGGACAAUUCAUGGAUUGGCUGAUAGAGAAUGGGGCACACGUGGAUAACUUGAGCAUCGCUGAAUUUUCAGGGUAUGAUCUGGGACUGAGGGCAGAGACCGAUUUUGCUGAGAGCCAAUUGAUCCUGGAGAUACCUAGGACACUUAUAUUCAACACAUACACCGCAGCGCCAGAGUUGACUGUUCUGCAAAAUGACCCGCUGGUGCAGCAUAUGCCGCAAGUAGCGUUGGCCAUAGCGCUUCUCAUAGAAAGGCAUAAGGAGAACUCCAAAUGGAAGCCUUACCUAGAUAUGCUUCCAAAUAGUUACAACACAGUUUUAUACAUGAAGACCAAUGACAUGAUCGAGCUAAAAGGCAGUCCCACAUUAGAGGCUGCAUUGAAGCAAUGUCGGAACAUCGCGAGACAAUAUUCCUACUUCAACAAAGUAUUUCAAAAUACCAACAACGCCGUCUCUGCGAUCCUUAAAGACGUUUUUACUUACGAAAGAUAUUGCUGGGCGGUCUCCACGGUGAUGACGAGGCAGAACCUGGUCCCGAGCCCGGACGGCUCGCGCAUGAUACACGCUUUAAUCCCGAUGUGGGAUAUGUGCAAUCACGAGAACGGAAGGAUUACGACGGAUUUCAAUGCGACGUCGGACCGUUGCGAGUGCUACGCGUUGAGGGACUUCAAGAAAGGGGAGCAAAUAUUCAUAAGUUACGGCCCAAGGACCAACUCUGAUUUCUUCGUGCACUCGGGCUUCGUCUGCAUGAAUAACGAACAAGAUGGCUUCAAACUUCGUCUCGGCAUUAGCAAAGCGGAUUCCCUUCAAAAGGAGCGAAUAGAGUUGUUGAGCAAACUGGAUUUGCCGUCAGUAGGAGAAUUUUUACUGAAGCCGGGUACGGAACCCAUCUCCGACACGCUGUUGGCCUUUUUGCGAGUAUUCAGUAUGCGAAAAGCCGAGCUCACACAUUGGUUACGCUCGGACAAGGUCUUCGACCUGAAGCACGUGGACUGUGCAUUGGAGACGGUCGUCGAGGAGAAUGUCAGAAAAUUUUUGCUGACCAGGCUGCAGCUUUUAAUUGCUAAUUAUCCGACAACACUGAAGGAGGAUCUAAAGUUGUUGGAAACCACGUUGCCACAGAUGAAAAAGAUGGCAAUACAAUUAAGAGUCACGGAGAAAAGAAUUCUUUCGGGCGCGCUCGAAUACGUGGAGCAGUGGAUAAAGGCUUGAAACGAUCGGCUGUGUUUUGGCGAGGAUAUCGAAAACAAUACUUAUACUUAUUAAAUACUAAAAGAAUCUUAUACUUACUAAAUACUAAAAGAAUCUCGAGAGAAACCAACUUUAUUUUUACAAUAUUUUUCUUCGAACGACACUUUCGAAUAUAAAAGUAAAGCGGACGAAUUAUAUAUAAUAAAGUGUAUAUUUAUUGCCUGUUAAAUACGCAAAACUUUAUGCUCGAUGUGUGUGCGCGUAUUAAUAAUAGAAAAAAAACGCAUUGUGAAAUGUAUUGAGAAUCACAUGAAUGAUCGAUGAUUAUAUAUGUAUGUAUAUAUGAUAUACAAAUGUAAUUGUAUAAUUGUGUGCUCAGCAAAUAUCUUGAUUCUUGUGUUUUCAUAAUAUGGAGACUUUUUAAGUUUCUUCUUCUUUUAAGUUUCUUUGUUCUUUCUGAAAUUACAUAUGAAUCAAAUGUCAAUCGGUAGAGAGAGAGUGUGAGAGAGAAAGAGCGAUUAUGAUCUGAUUACUGAUACUUAACUUGCUUUGCUUUAAUAUAUAACAAAAUGAUAUUUAUACAAAAAAGAGUGUUAUUAAUGAACAUUUAUUUUUCAGAAUGAAUACGUAACAAAAUUGAAAUUCUUGAUGUGAAACUAUAAUAAUAGUAAUAAUAAUAAUACCGUAGGCCUACGACAUUAGAUUUACGCUGCAAAAUAUUUUCUGACGCACGAGUGAAUUUGAACGACCUGCGUAAUAUACAUAAAUACAACCCUGCGAGGUGUUUCCGAGUGUUUGUCAUGCGUUACAAAUGCUACCGUAUUUAGCUCCGUAUUCUCACGUUACUGUGUAAAUUGUUGCGAGAACGAUAUAUCACGCGUCUCACGCGUUAAUUACAUCUCUAAGAAAUGCCAGAUUUCGCGAAUCGAAAUUAAAUAAAAUUAAUCAAGCUAAUUGUAGCGAGAUUCUAUGAUCAGGCUACAGCAGGACUGAUAGCUCGGAAUAUUGCUUUUUUAAAUAUAUUUCAAUAUAGGAAUUAAAA
Molecule: messenger RNA, 3022 nt
Organism: Pogonomyrmex barbatus (red harvester ant)
Lineage: Eukaryota; Metazoa; Arthropoda; Insecta; Hymenoptera; Formicidae
Gene: Setd3
Product: SET domain containing 3
Biological process (GO): actin modification; peptidyl-lysine trimethylation; peptidyl-lysine monomethylation
Molecular function (GO): protein binding; protein-lysine N-methyltransferase activity; protein-L-histidine N-tele-methyltransferase activity
Source: RefSeq, a predicted model, not a curated record